CGUGUGAGCUUCUAUAUACAUCGGCCUUCUUUGAUACUCGCCGUCGCUUCUCGAGAGAAAAAGAAAGAGGGAGACAGAGAUGUCGUACUUGCUACCGCACUUGCAUUCCGGCUGGGCCGUCGAUCAGGCGAUCCUCGCCGAGGAAGAACGUCUCGUGGUUAUUCGGUUCGGCCAUGAUUGGGACGAAACUUGUAUGCAGAUGGAUGAAGUGCUUGCUUCAGUUGCAGAGACAAUAAAGAACUUUGCUGUGAUCUACUUGGUGGACAUCACUGAGGUACCUGACUUCAAUACAAUGUAUGAGCUAUACGAUCCAUCUACUGUGAUGUUCUUCUUCAGGAACAAGCAUAUUAUGAUUGAUCUUGGAACUGGUAACAACAAUAAGAUCAAUUGGGCCAUGAAAGACAAGCAAGAGUUCAUAGACAUUGUUGAAACUGUGUAUCGUGGGGCUAGGAAGGGACGCGGUUUGGUGAUUGCUCCUAAAGAUUACUCCACCAAGUAUCGUUACUAGAGUGGUGAUGAUUUUAACCAUGUUUGUAUGGAUAACAUUAAAGUUUAAACUGGUUGAUUUCAUGUGGUUGUGAACUUAUUUGAAAUUAUGUUUGAAGUCUAAUAAAUUUGUAUAUCUAGUUGCUUAA
Messenger RNA from Lactuca sativa (garden lettuce), 635 nucleotides. It is a transcript of the gene YLS8, whose product is annotated as mRNA splicing factor, thioredoxin-like U5 snRNP. Gene Ontology annotation, cellular component: U5 snRNP; U4/U6 x U5 tri-snRNP complex; spliceosomal complex. NCBI's taxonomy places the organism in Eukaryota, Viridiplantae, Streptophyta, Magnoliopsida, Asterales, Asteraceae. The record is from RefSeq and is a predicted model, not a curated record. Gene Ontology annotation, biological process: mRNA splicing, via spliceosome.